This is a messenger RNA of Fimicolochytrium jonesii, 2552 nucleotides long. RefSeq lists its product as uncharacterized. The transcript is spliced from 3 exons. Bases 25 to 2169 code for a protein of 714 amino acids. Gene Ontology annotation, biological process: regulation of small GTPase mediated signal transduction; negative regulation of TOR signaling; positive regulation of GTPase activity. The record is from RefSeq and is a predicted model, not a curated record. NCBI's taxonomy places the organism in Eukaryota, Fungi, Chytridiomycota, Chytridiomycetes, Spizellomycetales, Powellomycetaceae. Gene Ontology annotation, molecular function: GTPase activator activity. Gene Ontology annotation, cellular component: nucleus; cytoplasm; TSC1-TSC2 complex.
GACUGGGAUGUUUACACGUGCAUCAUGCAAGGACUUCCGAACCAGCUCUUGGAUCUGAGUUUCUUCCAAUCUGCCGGACCACAGCUGACAGUCAUGCGGGCCUUCUUUUGCGACAUGAUUGUCAAUGAGCGCGCGGCUGUCACGGUGAAGAACAUACCUACCACGGUCCGUAAGUCGGAUAUAUACCUCACAGCGCUCAAUAUCCUCACUAUCCUCUUGGCGUAUCGAUCAUUUUUCACUCGACAAGAUCAGGAUGAGAUGCUCGUCGCGUUUCAAACGGGACUGUACAGGUGGCCCAGCGCCGCAAAGAACUGCAUUCACGCUUUCACGCUCGCUCUUCACGAGCUGCCGCAGAGUAUGACCAAGCUCCUCCCAGGGACGCUCUUGAAAGUUUCGCAGAUGAUGUCAACGGCGAUGGCGGUUCACAACCUCCAGUUCCUCGCGACGCUAGCACGGCUGCCAAGUCUUAGAGUCAACUUCACCGACACUGAUGUCAAGCGAGUCUUUGUCAUCGCACUGCAGUACAUCAACACGACCGUCGACUCAGGCGCAAACAGCACUCCAACCUCACCAGUCAAUCUCUACAUCGUCCAACUCGCAUAUCAAGUACUCCUGGCGUGGUUUGUGACCCUCAAGCUUCCCGAGCGGAAAAAGUACGUCCCCUUCAUAAUUCAUUACCUACUCCUACGAAGCAGUCGGCAAAGCAAGGACUUGGACGAGAAUAUCGAGCUGGUAUUGGACCUUCUGAUCUACAACUCGUUCGCGGACUGCUGGUCGAAGCCUCCGGACACGCGACCGCUGCAAAGUGGAAGCAAACCGGGCAAACUUCCGAGCCGCACAUGGGUGCAGGGCAACUCGUUGUUGACAUCUCAAGUGUCGAGUCAUCCGGGAUGGAUCGACCUGACCAUUCGACGACCCGCGGGUGUGAUUGCGUUCUCAGUGAGGUUGGAGAACAGGUUCAAGGCUACCACAGCGUCGAUGUUACCGCUUGUUGCGCCCGUCGCAUUCGAGCAGCUCAUGUCGUCUCGGCGAGCGUACACGAUAGAGAAGGGACGGAAGGAGAGUGCCGCCCAAGGCCUUCGACGUAGCGAUUCCGACGGAUUUUCUCGACGCCGACACGGUCCGGUGAGCCAAUCGCCUUCCGCUCGCAGCUUCAUCGAGUCGGCUCGGCCCGCUGCUUUGGCCCGUGACGAACAACAAGCAUCGCUGGAUCCCAGUUUCCUCCUUGCCCAAUUCAUUCAUUAUCCGAACCUGCAAUUCGAAGAACCCUCGGUGCUCUUACCCGAAGACGACGCCAUCACUCGGGGUGUCUCGGUCCUGGACCGAACGCCUGUCAUCGACUUACACAAGAUUGGCGUGGUGUACGUCGGUCCGGAUCAGACAACCGAGGCGGCCAUUCUCAAUAACACCCAUGGGUCCCGGAACUACGGCUACUUCCUGCAGACCAUCGGUCGGUUUGUCCGUCUGAAAGGUUGCCGCGAUAUUUAUACGGGUGGGCUGGACACCAACGACGACCUUGAUGGCCGACACGCUAUCUACGCGCAGGACGAUCUGAGUCAAAUAAUCUUCCAUACGACGACACUAAUGCCUACAUUGGCGCACGACCCGGCGUGCACAUCGAAAAAGCGUCAUAUCGGAAAUGACUACGUGACGAUCGUGUGGAAUGAAAGCGGGAGGGAUUACGCAUUCGAUACCAUCCCCGCCCAAUUCAAUUUCGUCAACAUCAUCAUCGAGCCCGCUGCAAGCUUCGCAAACGUCGCCCCGGUGUCCGUCGUCACCGACAAAGGGUUCGACGCCUUCCAGCACCAGUUCUUCCGAGUCAUCGCUAAGCAGAAGCAAGACAUGCCCGAGACAGGACCGUUGGGAGAGCCGAAGCUCGUGUCUGGCGCAUCCCUCGGUGCGUUCGUCCGACAAAACGCGGUGCAGGCCAAUAUCUUUUCGCAGAUUUUUCAGAAUAGUGGGAACAAUGCUGAGAGUCAUACCAGUAACGCGAGGGAGCGGUUGCGGCAAAUCAAGCGCAUCAAGGAAAGAGCCGUGGCUGCCGCCGUCAAAAACGGGAAUAGGGCGGCGAGCACUGAGGGCGCAGACGGAUCGGGAGCUGCUGGGGGAAACAGAAACCCGGUCGUCGAUGAACGGGAGAUCCUGUUGGAUUUCACACGGUUCACAUGAAAGUUCCUCGAGUCGCGCCCCGUAUCCACCUCACAAAACAGUUCAUGUUUCGGUUUUGUCGACGGUGCAUCACAUAUAUAGGCUCUAUCUAGCUGAACCUUGUUGCCCCUGUCUGUAGCAGCGCACAUAUCACAUGUAUCUAUAUAAUAUGUAAGUAUUACACUUCCCUCAUAUGGUCUUUUCCCCUUCAUGAUCGUGGACCAGAUUUGACAGGAACAACAGCGGAAAAUGGAUUUGCAAGCGGUCCAGAUCCACAUUGAAUUCACGUGGCAACCAACGCGAUUUCAUACAGUCACGCGUACUCCGAAUGCAGCCGAUCUUCACGCUUUGAGCUGCCAUUCGACCUCAGUUCUAAUCAUUCCUUGAUUAACUCCGCGCGUUUC